Molecule: messenger RNA, 1858 nt
Organism: Chelonoidis abingdonii (Abingdon island giant tortoise)
Lineage: Eukaryota; Metazoa; Chordata; Testudines; Testudinidae
Source: RefSeq, a predicted model, not a curated record
GGUCCUUGGGCUCCGUUCAUUGCUUGGUUGCUCUCCGAGUCGGCACAAAGCAGGGGGCAGGCUGGGCUGGAACAAUGGCUGGCACCCAGCCGCUGGGGCAGGAAGGUCAGUGGUGACGGGGCCGCGGGCACUCCAGGGCGCAGACCGAUUCCGGGGGGCAGGUGGAUGGAUCUGCCCAGAGAGGCACCAGGGCACGGUCCAUGCUGGGAACCUCCACCUGCUUCCAUGAGCUACCAGCCACGUCCUCCUCCUCCAGCAGCGGCUCUCUACAUCUUCCCUCCUUUGGCCUAAACUCCUUCCCUCUCUGGUUUAGUUCCCCCUCCACCAGUACCGCCUCUGCCAAAGAAAGUCCUGCCUUCCUCCGGGGCAGGAGAACGAAGCCACGCUACAAAUGGGCUUGGGCCACCAGAAGAGGGGACGCGCUCAGCAGAAGUUACCACCCAUCAUGUGGACGGACCUGGUGUUCCACCUUUCACCAUGCCAACCACCGCUGGAAGACCUCCCACUGGCGAAGGCAAGAGAAGCCUGGAGAUCGGCUGGGCCCCCAGGGCAGGUGGCAGACUCCUCUGGUAGGGGGCACAGGACGGGCAGGCGGAAGGAGAGAAAGAAGCUAGCUCCUCGGGCCAUGGCCCCCAUCCUUGAACACAGGAGAAGAGGAACAGGGUCUUCUCCACCCAGCUGCAGCACUUCAAAGACCUCUGCAGAGGCCCUGUCUGCUCCACAAGCGCCCAGAGAUGCAGCCAGCAGGGAGAAGCCCAAGCUCAGGAAGCUCUUGGUCGACCUUCGCCCCAUCCUGGAGAACGUCAUGGAGCCCUGGGACUCUUGGGAGGGGUGUUCAGAGACAAGGAGCGUCCGUAGCAUUGGGUGUUCUCCCCGGGAGUGUGGACAGCCCAGCAGGGGAGGCCGCGACAGCAGAGGUGGAGCCAGCGCCGCUGAAGAUCAGACUCACCGGGUCACCUCUCUGCCUCCCAUAGCAGCCCAGCCCAGAGACAGCGGUCAGGCUGCCGUGGCAUGUAAGCCACCCCUUAGCCAGGCGCAGGCUCCGAGAGACGGCGCACUCGCCCGCCGGGCUGCUCCGAGGCGGGAGCCCACGGCUCCAGAGACCUUCCCGAAGAUCAGCCUCCAGCCAGAGCCAGCAGAGCAGCUGCCGCCCCCUGAGCGGAGCAGCUCAGCAGAGACGGCUGGAGCUGGCAGCCUCCUGAGGCCAGAGCACUCCCCAGACAUCCAGCUCCCCACCCGCCUGCUCCUGCAGCGCCUCCAGGAGACCACGACCAGCCAGAACCACCAGCUGAUCGCUCAGGCGCUGCAGGCUCUGCGCAAGGAGCUGCAGGGGGAAGCGCCUGCCUCACCCAGCGAAGGGGAGAGGUGGCGUUUGCUCCGGGAGCCUGCACUGAAGAGGAAGGAUGAUGCCAGGAGGAGGAACAGGAAGGCCGUGGGGCUGCAUCCUCGGGCUGCAGAGAGGAGACUGGUGAAGCUCACCUGGAGGACAGGCAGCCCCAUUGCCGGCUACACCACGGAGGCAGCCUGCCCCCAAAUCCACCGCUGAGAGCCCCACACCGAGAGCAGCUUCAGCCAUGCAAACCUGCUCAGGCUCAUGUCAGAGCAGCACCGCUCCACUCGAAGAGAAUACAGCAAGCCCAGCGCAGUCAGGAGCAGAGCCAGAGAAGAUCCGGGGGAAGGGGAAUAAAGAGGAUUCAGAGGUUGCUGGAUCAGUUGGCCCCAAGACGGACACUUCUCACCCAGCACAGGACCCUCCGGGUCAGCAGGUACAGAGAAGAGAAUCCAGUGGUUAGAGGUGGGGAGGAGCAGUCAGGACUCCUGGGUUCCAUCCCAGCAACCACAGGCAAAUCGCUUCUAC